Molecule: messenger RNA, 4320 nt
Organism: Ochlerotatus camptorhynchus
Lineage: Eukaryota; Metazoa; Arthropoda; Insecta; Diptera; Culicidae
Gene: psq
Product: pipsqueak
Exons: 10
Coding region: 734-3676 (980 amino acids)
Biological process (GO): regulation of transcription by RNA polymerase II
Cellular component (GO): nucleus
Molecular function (GO): DNA binding; protein binding
Source: RefSeq, a predicted model, not a curated record
UUAGAGAAACACAAGUGAAGAUGCAAAUAUAUGUUGAAAAAGAGGCACCAAAAUCGUCUCUCGUUUAAUGAAACUGAGUCUAGUGAAUUUGAUUCAUCUAAUCAGUCGCGAGUGCAAAAAUUUCUUUGCCAAUUCAGAAAAAUAACCUGUGAACUAUUGAAAUUAGUUGCAGGAUUUCUCUGUUAGCAUGAUUUCAUUCAAUGGUUAUUUUGUAUGUUGAGUGCUCUUUCGUCUUUGAUAAUGUCGGUAAUAACAAAGUCAGUGCGCGGAGUUUGAAGAAAAUAAUGGCGAAGUGGUAGAUAUAGCCUAGCUGAUAGAGAAGCGAAACGAUUUUUUUUAUGAAAAAGUGUCGUAAAGCGGCAGUGGCGCUUCAGAAAUGGCGAAUAAAGAGUGAUUUUCAAGCAAACGAAAUUGAGUACGUACUAAAUUAAAAAAAAAAAAACAAAGAAAAAAAACAAGUUGAAAACAGAAGAAAGGAAAUCAAGUGUCAUAUUGUGAAUAAUCCACCUAAAUAGGUAUAUCUUGCUGAAUGUGGUGUGUUUACUUAGCGAUAAUAAAGUGUAAACAAUGAUAUUUGAUGUUUAGUGACGUAAUUUCAUUACUUGUGUAGUUUAAUUCUGGUUUCAAUAUUCAAUCGCUAUCAAGAAGCAGAAAGUUGUAUUUAUAGAAACCAAACGCAACAGUCUUAGUAUAAGAAGAAUACUAUAAAAUAUUCAUAACCAAUACCAAAAAGAUGGAUGCCAAAGCAGCUAAUACAGCACCUACGACAUAUUCUUCGACGCCGCCUUACUCGAAGGGGGCUCGAACGUCGCACCAGUAUUUUAGCCUUAGAUGGAAUAAUUACCAAUCUAAUAUGACGUCAGUUUUUCACGAACUCUUGGAGACGCAGUCCUUCGUUGACGUCACACUUGCAUGUGAAUAUAAUUCACUGAAGGCACAUAAGGUGGUGCUUUCGGCAUGUUCAGCAUAUUUUCAAAAAAUUCUACUAGACAAUCCUUGUAAGCAUCCAACCAUUAUUCUACCAUCAGAUAUAUGCUUCUCCGAUUUACAAUUCAUCAUAGAAUUCGUGUAUCGGGGAGAAAUCGAUGUAUCGGAAGCUGAAUUACAGAGCUUACUACGAACUGCAGAGCAGCUAAAAAUCAAAGGAUUAUGUGAAGUUAGUGAACCCCAAUACGAACAGGAUUAUUCACCAUCCGUCAAACGCUACAAACCAUACCGUUCACGAUCACCAGACAAUCGUCAUCCACCACCUCCGGGUUCACAACCAUUGUCGAACACUAGAAAUCUUCAAUCUUCUUCCUCGCAAAGCAACAUUAACCAAAGUGGACAGGAUUCCAAAAGUGGCCAUAAAUCAUCAUCCGGCAGAAGUCACAACAGUAAUUCAGAAUCGGCUACGGCUGAUAAUGGAUCAUCGCCUGUAGUUGUUUUAGAAUCUCGUGAUUUAACCUCAACACCAGACAAAGAACGAAAAGGCAAAAUGACCAGCCUUGGAAUGGGAGUUGGAAUAAAUGGCUCUGUUAUGGGCGUUCCAAUGGGAUACUUGGACUUUGCUCCUGAGCCUCCGGCUCCAACGGCAACACCAGUGACAGAGCAUCAUGAUAUUAACUGUGCCCCUAGCCAUGACACACGUGAUCUGUCCAGUAAGUAUUCGAUUUCAAAUAAUGGCGACAUUCGGGUAAAAUUUGAAACACUUCGGUCAUUAGAUGCACAGGAUGCAAUCCAACUAGACAACCAAGUGACCCAUCAAAUGCAUACCCAAACGCAGCAACAUAUACAGCACCAGCAAAUCCUCCACCAGCAACAACAACAGUCGCAUUUAUUGCAACAACAGCAGCAAAUCCACCGACAAACACCUCAACCGCAGCAGAUAGAACAACGUCUAUCGCCUCAUCAACCUUCUCAACAACAACCACCACAGCAUCAUCAGCACGUCCUACUGAUUGAUCAGCAAUCGCAACACUCCCACCACUCUACCCACAGUCCUGCAUCAAAUGCUUCCAGUUCGUCUAGCCAACACCACCCAGAAAACCUGGUAACUGUCGCUUCCACCACUUCCGAUAACGGUACGCCAGUGGAAAUGAAAACGAGAAUUGCGUUAAAACAAGAGAUUAUGACUGAAGUUGAGCAACAAACACAUCAACAAACACAUCAACAACAACAGCAACAACAACAGCAACAACAACAGCAACAACAACAGCAACAACAGCAGCAACAACAACAACAACAACAACAACAACAACAACAACAACAACAACAACAACAACAACAACACCAACACCAACAGCAGCAGAUGGAAAUCGAACAAGAUCAAUCAUCUAUGCAUGGAAUGGUUGUUACUCCAGAGAUCUCCGGAAUGAUGAGCCAGAGUCAAAUGAGUGAUAUUUAUCAAUCAGAUGCUAGCGAGGAUUCAAAAGUUGGCAUUCUGGAUGGAUCGUCCACGCAAUAUACAAAUUUGACGAGUCCUAAUGCAGGUGACCCCAAAACACCAAGUGGCCCAAAAACAUGGACGGCUGAAGAUAUGGAAUCGGCGCUAGAGGCUCUUCGCACUCACAAUAUGAGUUUGACGAAGUCUAAAAAAAAAAAAUUAAAGGCUUCUGCGACGUAUGGUAUACCGUCAACGACUCUAUGGCAGAGAGCGCAUCGACUUGGUAUAGACACGCCUAAGAAGGAAGGACCGUCCAAAACAUGGAAUGAAGACUCACUGAAUAGCGCUCUGGAGGCUCUUCGUACCGGUACGAUAUCGGCCAAUAAAGCAUCGAAAGCAUUUGGCAUCCCGUCUUCCACACUGUACAAAAUUGCCCGACGCGAAGGAAUCCGAUUGGCGGCCCCUUUCAAUGCAGCCCCCACAACAUGGUCCGCGGAGGAUCUAGAUCGUGCCUUGGAAGCUAUCCGUGCUGGCCAGACUUCGGUACAGAAAGCAAGUACAGAAUUUGGCAUCCCGACUGGUACUUUGUAUGGUCGUUGCAAACGGGAAGGAAUCGAACUGUCCCGAUCAAAUCCGACUCCCUGGUCAGAGGACGCAAUGAUGGAAGCCCUGGAAUCUGUAAAACAAGGACAUAUGUCGAUAAACCAAGCUGCCAUCCACUACAAUCUGCCCUAUAGUUCGCUCUAUGGUCGAUUCAAGCGUGGCAAGUACGACACACCAAACAGCGCUAAUUCGUCACACUCGAACCACGGUGGAGGAGGUGUUGGCGGAGGUGGUAACGUCGGCGGCAUCGGAGGCAUUGGAGGCAACGUGGCGACGUCAGCGGCGACGAUGGCCGGCGUUACCAGCAGCCCACAGAUGGAAUUUAAAAUAGAACCUCAACAUAAUGAACAUAGUCCAGAAAACACGCAACAUUAUAAUCCUGCGCUAACAACAUCACUAACAACGUCGUCCGUGCCGCCUUCGAAUCAAACCCACCACAUCGUACCGUCACCAUCGCCAGUCAAUAUCCACAUCAUAAAUUCUAAUCAUCACCACCAUCAGCUGCAGUCGACUCCGCCGCCGCCACAUCAAGCAGUAGCAACAUCGCAUCACACAACAUUGCAAGGAGGGCAACCGCAGCUAAUCCAGCAUCACAUCAUUCCACAGCAGCACCACAUCAUCUACCAACAGCCGCUACAGCAGCUGCAACAGCAGCCGCAAUACCAUCCAAUGUAUCACAUUAUCAAGCAAGAGAACGAUAGAAGUUGAAACUAUCGAUAUCCUGCAACUUCGCCGUCGCAAGUAUCCUCUGCGUCGCCAUCGCCGUCGUCGUCAUCGUCAGCGGUAACGCCACAAACAGCAUCUUCCACGAAUUAUGGCGGCGUACAGCAAAGUUUGCAGCACUUGCACCACGUGUAUCACUACCAUCAGCAGCAACAACAGCAUCAUGCUCCUUCGACGACUUCUCUUUCUUCUCUGUAUUAUUGCAACGAUAGCACCAGUAGGGCAUUGAUUCCUUCCAUUGCUCAUCCUGUUGCAUCUGUGCCGGAUCGCCCUGGUAGGCAACAUCAGCUGAUGUCACCAGCAAUGAUCAAUGCGCAUGAUUGUUCAACGGAAAAACGUGAAAGCACUGCGGAUUACUACUGUCAGUAUCCAGUAGCAAGUCAAAAUACAUUCAAUGAGGAUCAUUGUAAUACCUCCUCGGUUAUCGGACGUGAAGAAAGGAAGCCUCGAAGAAACAGUCAAACAGCAUACGGUGAGCAUGCUGAUGUGGGAAAUGCAUGUGGUGAAGCGCGAUCUCGAGCGCGAUACAUCAAAAUUAGGAACGAUGAAGAUAAUUAUUACAAUGAUAACAAUAAUAAUUGUAACGAUAAUGGAAGCAGUAAUAGUAGUAUUCGAAUUGGAAAAGUAAA